AUGAAUACCCGAAAUGCGCCGCUUUCACCUGUCUCUGUAGGCGCUGGAAGCGAAUGGUCCGGUAUUUCCAAGUACCCGAAUAACGACGGCGACGGUCCUUAUCCUGACAAUCGAGGUCCUGUUUCUCCCCCGGAUUCCAAUAGCUCCAACGGGAAUAUGAAUGGCUUCCCUCCCGGCCCUAGGAGCAUUGGCGGUCCCUCGCCGCCGCCUUCGGUCGGACGCUCCAGUACUUAUGCUAGGAGCGAGAGUGGGAGGAGUAUCCGCGAAGAAAAUACUGAGGCAGUCUUAGGAGAACACUACAUCGCCCUCAAGAGGUACCUGUCCUCGACCUCUAAGGAUGGCCGAGCAGGUCCACCCCCUAACAAGGCACGCGACAAGCUAUUACGCCUAUCGUCUGUUCAGUUUCUCGAGCUAUCUACCGAUGUCUUCGACGAGUUAAUGCGACGGCAAGCCUAUAGUCGAAGACCCCCCAAUGCGCCUCCUAAUGUUGGUCCUCCAUCUUACUUAUUGCCCGAAAAUAUGUUCCAUCCCAAGCGCAAUCAAGCACGUCAGAAGUUAUCGACCUUAGGUCCGCCGAGAUUUAGGGAUCUUGCGACAGAUGUCUUCUGCGAAUUGGAAAGGCGAAUUCCCCGAUUUAUCGCAGGCGAUGUCCCCCGGAUGAGCAAUCCUGGAUUACCGUCAAGUCGAGCUGGCACUCCCAUAAGCGGCAUGGUCCCUAGGGGACCAAACGGUAUGCGGAGACCGUCAGACGCGAGUUCCAUUCGUUCCGCCGCUCCUAGGAUCAAUGGUGAAUACCCUGUACCGCCGUCUCCUGGUCUAUCGAACGGUAACUUUGAUCGACCUCUCCCAAAGCAAUUUCAAAGCAAUACAAUUGUACCCAACAAGAGUACGAUGGUUGAGGAGGACGAUGAUAUGGCCGGGUCGAACGACGAAGAUAUUGAUGCUUUCAGGUCGCAAAAUCGAGAUAGUAAAAGGAGCAUCGGCACAAAUGGUGGCGCAUCCGAGGCAAGUGUCGACAAAAGGUUAAUAGACGACUAUCAAAACCAAGUACGAGAGCUUCGGGACAAGAUAGAUAGCAUGGAAGAUCAACUCAAGAAGAAAGACGAUGACCUGACUCAAUUCAUGGAUGGUGAACGAUCCCGUACAUCGGCUUCAAACUUGGAAAAAAAGGAAUGGGAAGACAUGCGGACAGACCUCGAGAGCAAGCUCUCCGAAGCACAAACACUCAACGACUCGUUACGGGACGAACUUGAGAGGAUGAGGGAUGACCACGUCAUGGAGACGCGGAAGCUAAGGGAAGAGAUUGAAGACGCUCAGAAGAACAACAAUAGCAACAACAGGAGUACCGGAGGAGAUUCUGAUGUCACGAGAGAAAACGAAGAGUUGCGUAUGGCUCUCGAAGAGCAACAGCAAGUAACAGAGAAUGUCCGACGUGAGGCCCGGCAGUUCCUCGACGAAAUGAAGGUUCUCUCGCAGCAGCACAGCCCCUCCUGGGAGAGGCAGGCCGAGCUGGAGAAGAUUGUUGAGCAACUAGAACAAGAAGUCAGAGAGUGGCGAAACCGCUACGCGCGCACAAAGACGCAGCUCAGGAGCAUGCGUGCCUCGUCGAUGGGACUGACAAUUGAGCAGGAUGCCGCCAAGUACGUCCGAGAAAAGGGCUUCACGGAAGAGAAUGGCCUCGUCAAGGAUGUGCACGUCACUAAAUUCCAAAUCGCUAUUGAUGAAUUAUUGCAAAGGGCGAGAACGGAUACCCCGGACAAGGUAAUCGAUUCUAUGAAGGCGGUUAUUGUCGGCGUCCGACGUAUCACGAAAGACAUCGACGAGUCACGGCCGACCGAUGGAGAAGUUGCCCAGCAGCAACAGAAGCUCAAGAGCCGAGUCUCCGCCACGGCCAAUAACUUGAUUACCGCUUCCAAGAACUUUGCAUCCGGAGCAGGAAUUUCGCCUGUUUCUCUGCUAGAUGCGGCCGCCUCCCAUCUUGUUGCUGCUCUCGUCGAACUGCUGCGAACCGCCAAGAUACGUGCUACGCCCACCGGCGAGUUAGAAGAUGACGAUGACGGCACAGUUACGCCAGUAGAGUCGACCGGGUUCUUCUCGAACCGCACCACCACAACACAGCAAGAUGCGUUCUUGAAAUCGCAAGAAUCUCCUCUCGUGCCGCCCCCGCCGUUUCAAGGUCUCCGCGCCGGAAUGCGUGAUAGCGCCAACUCUUCGGCCUACAGCCCUAUCAGUUCGCCGCGAGAAUCCGGCGAUCAAUACGGCUCUAGGAACGGCGGUGUCAACGGUAUGGCGUACAUGGGACUAAACAAGCUACCUUCACCUCCCAACGGCCAACGAGACAAUACAAAUGAAGAGUUGAAGAUAUAUCUCGAAGACCAGAGGGAGAUUAUGGUCCAGACAAUUCAAGGUCUAGUCGGUUCCAUCCGUGGCGACGCGCCUAUCCAGCAGAUAUCCGAGGAGAUUACGUCGAUUACCGAUGUCGUUGGCAAGGUAGUUGCCGAGACCGAAGCAAGCGGCAACGGUGGCGAUAUGACGGACCGCUUGGCCGCUUGUCGCCAACGGCUGAUCGAAGCCGGAGAUCGAGGCAAGGAUCUCGCAGCUCGUGGCCUUGGAGAAAAUGAUCGGGAUUGGCGCAUGUGGACUCAGACGUUACCGCCUAUCGCUUUUGAGAUUGUACGCGAAACGAAGGAGUUAGUCCAGCGAAUUGACCGUCUAGUCAUGUCCCCGACGGCGGAUGAUUUCUCUUAG
Messenger RNA from Daldinia childiae, 2748 nucleotides. RefSeq names its product Protein SPA2. The record is from RefSeq and is a predicted model, not a curated record. Bases 1 to 2748 code for a protein of 915 amino acids. Gene Ontology annotation, molecular function: MAP kinase scaffold activity. Gene Ontology annotation, cellular component: actomyosin contractile ring; cell cortex of growing cell tip. Lineage: Eukaryota; Fungi; Ascomycota; Sordariomycetes; Xylariales; Hypoxylaceae. The transcript has 2 exons.